This is a messenger RNA of Cucumis sativus (cucumber), 1961 nucleotides long. RefSeq lists its product as uncharacterized. The record is from RefSeq and is a predicted model, not a curated record. The coding region runs from base 327 to 1679 and encodes 450 amino acids. NCBI's taxonomy places the organism in Eukaryota, Viridiplantae, Streptophyta, Magnoliopsida, Cucurbitales, Cucurbitaceae. The transcript has a single exon.
AAUGGCGCCAUUCUCAUUUUUGGCUGCACUUCCAAUUUAUAUAUAUAUUAUAUAUUAUAUUAUCAAUUAUCAAUCAUUUUAUUAUUUUUCUUAUACAUAUAAAUAGUGAGUUUCCUGUACGGUGCCACCACGGUCCUCUUUCUAAAAGCCCAACUCAUCAUCUCUCCAAACCCUAAACUCUCUCUCUUCUUCCCUCCAGAUCUCGCCGGAUAUUCACCCCAUGUGAUUUCCUCCACACCACGUUCACCAUCUUCCCCCUCAUUUCCUUCUCCCACCAUCCAACUUCCAUUUCACCUUCGCAUGAUCAUCAUCCCCCCCCUUUAUCCAUGGCUUCCGCAUGCGUUAACAAUGUCGGAAUCUCCUCCGAAAAUUUCCUCGACUGCUCUUCUUCUGUUCCAUGUCAUUCCUAUGGUUGGCUCGGCCCUCGCCUCUCCUUCAGCCGUGAUGACUCCCCUCCUUCUAACCUCGCCGGACCUUUGUCCAAGACUAAACCUCCUGCUGUUGCCGACUCCGACAGUACUCGAGAUCCGGAUCCUGAACUGCUUCCGGUUACUGACUUCGAGUUCCGUCUUCAAGAUCCCGUUUCCUUGAUGCUCCCUGCGGAUGAGCUGUUUUUUGAUGGCAAACUCGUGCCGCUUCAGGUUUCGUCUGUUAAACCCUCAGUCAACGGGUUGAAGUCCACCAGGUGCGUUUCCUCGCCACAGACUACGGUUCAGUCCCGUCGAAGAGUUGAGGAAGAAUGCAGUACGGAUCCGUAUCUUUUUUCUCCUAAAGCCCCGCGGUGUUCCAGUCGAUGGAGGGAGCUUUUGGGGCUCAAAAAGCUGUACCAGAGUAGCAGCAAUGGCAAUGGCAACGCUAAAAACGAUAACCACAAAGCCACGACCACCUCUUACUUCUCCGAAGCUAAUUCGAAGGCGUUGAAGUACUUUCUUCACCGAAGUUCCAAAUCGUCGUUGUCAUCCUCUUUGGAUUCGUCGCUGAGCCUUCCAUUACUAAAGGAUUCCGAUAGUGAGUCUGUUUCACUAUCUUCUUCUCGUGUAUCUCUUUCCUCUUCUUCCUCAGGUCACGAACACGAAGAUCUUCACAGACUGUCACUCGAUUGCGAAAAUAAGCCAAACACGAAUCCGAUUUCCCUCCAUAGGAACCCCAAUCACAACAAUCCACCGCGGAUGAGACUGGUGAAACCGAGGCCUAAAUCGGAGAGUAAUCCAAGAUCAACUUCAACAGCAGAUCAUCAUCAUCCAUCGGCGACGAGAGUAGGGAGAAGCCCGAUACGGCGUACGCCUGGAGAAUCAUCGUCAUCCUCCAGUAGAUUAGGGAUGCGAGGAGAAUCGGUAGACAGUCCACGAAUGAACUCAUCAGGUAAAAUCGUGUUCCACAACUUGGAGAGAAGCUCAAGCAGUCCAAGCAGCUUCAAUGGCGGACCAAAAUUCAAAAACAGAGGAAUGGAACGGUCAUACUCUGCUAACGUGAGAGUAACUCCAGUCCUAAACGUUCCAGUUUGUUCUUCCUUAAGAGGAUCCUCAAAAUCCGUCUCUGUAUUCGGAUUCGGACCAUUAUUAUUCACCGGGACCGGCGGAAGCAGCAGCAGCAGAAGCCACCAGAAUAGCAGCAGCAACAGUAGUAGUAGUAGUAGUAACCGGACGGGGCGGAGGGAAAAUCCAUUGGUGAGAGAUUAGAAGAAAAGGGAUUUCUAAUUUUGGGUAACACUAACCAAACCCCGUUUUUUUCCCAUUUUGCUCUCAAUGUUUUAGGAUUAUACUGAAAUUUCCCCCUUUAUGAUAGACGGAUUUGGUUUCAAUUUGCUAAUUCUUAACACAAAAACAGGCAUCAUAAUCAUCAUCAUCACCAUUCACCACCAUCGUGUAUUAUGUAAAUACGGCAGGGGAAUUUUUGUUUUAGUUUGAUUUAAUUUUAGUUAAUCUGGUUGAUCUUCUAAUUAAUCUCUUCAACACUUUGAA